Molecule: messenger RNA, 198 nt
Organism: Penicillium soppii
Lineage: Eukaryota; Fungi; Ascomycota; Eurotiomycetes; Eurotiales; Aspergillaceae
Exons: 1
Coding region: 1-198 (65 amino acids)
Source: RefSeq, a predicted model, not a curated record
AUGAUUCCUGCGGAUUUGCCAACUCCCUCGAUUGGCCAGGCAAAGCUUUUGACACCUGUCCUGGAAUGCCACGCCGCUGCCCAGGCGUGGAGCAAUAAUGAGCGACCCAUGGAAAUGACGGGUUCAACGUUGCACUACAGUCGCGUGGUGAAUUUGCUUGGGUUUGAAUUACCAUGGGCUUUCUGGGACCAUGCUUGA